Mizuhopecten yessoensis (Yesso scallop) is the source of this 5778-nucleotide messenger RNA. Its product is annotated as sorting nexin-19-like. Gene Ontology annotation, cellular component: intracellular membrane-bounded organelle. NCBI's taxonomy places the organism in Eukaryota, Metazoa, Mollusca, Bivalvia, Pectinida, Pectinidae. The transcript has 10 exons. The record is from RefSeq and is a predicted model, not a curated record. Gene Ontology annotation, molecular function: phosphatidylinositol binding. Bases 173 to 3523 code for a protein of 1116 amino acids.
UAUUUUUACUUUAUAUUUGGUAUUGAAUUGAUCAGCUUUAAUAUAACAUAUUGUCAACUUCAUGUGACAGAUCACAUGAUAAUUUUGCUGCGGGAUUAAAUAUGGCGACCUCCACUCACAAAAAUUAUGAUGAUAACUAUUUUGACAUGGAUUGCUACUGUUUUCCAUAAGAAUGGAUGAAAAGAUUGUACAAACAUGGGGACGUAUCAAAGACAUUUAUGGAUACCAUAAUAGAUUCUCGUCUUUCCAACAGAUAGUGAUAAUCUCCUUGUUUGUUGGAUUCGCUUCCAUCUUUUAUGUCCGUCUGUUGACAGUUGUGUUUGUUUACGUUUUGGCUGUCCUCGCCUCAGUAGUCGCAUGUCAUGUUCUGACGUCUGUGCAAACCAAUUUUUCAUUCGGUGUUUCUAUUUUACUUUUUGUAACAAAACACGAAGUAUUGUUCAAACAUAUUUUUCGACUUGUGAAAUUAUUGAAAAUAAACUAUGAACCUGGAUCAACUUCAAGGAGCGGACAGGGGCCUGGUCCGAAAGAGACCAAAGGCAAAGCAGACGACGAGUUUCAUGAUGCGCACGAGCAUGACGAGGAUACUGUUAAAAAUGCAGAACUUAUCAUGUCUAUUGGGAAAGACGCACCCAUGGGUUCGGAAGAGGAAGUCAACCGUGUACCCUCGUAUGACCACAAUAUGCAUGAAGAAGAUUGGACGCCUAGAGAAGAAAUCGGUACAUGUAAGUGGACGGACGAGGUGCGGCUAUUCUCGUGUCUUGUUUCUAAAGACUUUGUAGGACCUUGGUAUAGUAUAUUCUCCUCAGCAAGUGAUUCUGUAGUGGAGGAAACACAUGACAUUAUCAACACAUGCUUUCUUGAAUUAUGCAAAAGAUUCCAAAACCUUGAUACCUACAAUUUAUUUGCAGACAUUCUCCAGCAUUAUAGGCAGCACCUCCGCAUGUUUCAAGUAGCUCGCACAUUGUAUAAAACUCAACCUCGAAGACGCUUGAGUCAGCGUAGAUUGUCAUCAAAUCAACAUCUAUAUGCCUCACGCAGAAUUAACUCAGUGGAGGAUGCCUUUGAGAUAAAGUUUUCCUAUCAUUCAGCAGUUUGGGGAGUGGAAAAUGAGAUUAUAUAUUUCAGAUCAAUAGUUCAGAUUCUGCUGUCCCAGCUUCUUUCUGAUCAUCUCCACCUUUGUAAUACCUCAUAUCUACUUUUUGUUGAGAUUUUUACAUGUAAUAUAUUUUUACCCGUGAUAGAACUUCUGUCUGACUCAGACUUUUUAUAUGAAUGCAUUAUAAAUAUACUCUCUGAUGAGAAAGUGUCAUGCUUCGUAAAUGACAAUGAAAUAUCAGAAAGCCUGUUGGAUAGAAAUCUUGAAAGUGCCAAAGUAGCUGCAUAUCAAAAUGCAGUUCAGGAAGAUGUUGAAAUAAGCAUAUCUGACCAACAGAAAAACACUGAUGUACAAGAUCAAAACAGAUACAGUUCAUCAGAACAACAUCUACCCGAGAAUCGCUCACACAGGUCAGAUAUCAUAGUCAUGAGAAGGUCAAGCUCAGCAUCAAGCAGACAUGAUUUGCAAAAUUUUCAGUGUGGAACUGAUAUAUCUAAUCAGAGAAAAGACCAACUAGAUGAGUAUGGAGAGGAACGCUCCAUGCUUAGUGUAGGAAAUGGGGACCAUGGAAACUCCUUAUACUGUGAUAAAGGCCAAUCUACAUUGGCCCGUAGUUGUCCGAGUGACCUUGGUAUUGUUUCAGUAUCAGGGAUCUCUGACUCUGAAGACUUUAGUGCAGAGAGUAGUGCUACAGAUGAUGAAGACAUGCCAUCAAAAGUGCAUAUUUACCUGGACAGUGAGGAAAUCGAAGUUGAAAAGCUGGAACCGCUAGAACUACCCAGUAUGUUGUUUGUGGAUGUAGCCAUUACAGAUACAGAGACGAGACAGGAAAUGAGAAGUUCUACACAGUACACAUUGUACCACAUACAGUAUGAGGCAUUGUACAGCACAGAGUCAAACUCAGUGGAGAUUCGCACCAGAAGUGUAAAAAGACGAUUCCGUGAGUUUGUGAACCUUCAGGCUCGAUUGGAGGAUAAUGAAGCAUACAGGAAAAGUUUAAAGGAUGUGAAGGGGCCAAGGAGAUGGCUUUCUCUACCGUUUGGAAACAUGGAUAAGAGGAGUGUUGAGAGUCGCAGGAAGAGUCUAGAGACAUUCCUAAAGUCAUUGAUCCAAAAGCUUGAUAUAUGUAAUGGGUUUGAGCUGAAGGAGUUCCUAGCCUAUGAAGGAGAUGGCCAUAUAGCAUUUGUGAGGAAGGCUCCAGAAAUAUCGGUACCAAGAAUAGACAAGAUGUUUGUGAAAACCAUGUCGGAUGUGUUUGAUAAGAUUGGAGAACUUUCUAAUAAGGCACAAGAGGUGUUGCCAAAAUUACCAGGCAAAAAGGAUAACGUGUCUGAGGAUGAAGAAAAGCCAGUGAAAGAUCUGGACCUGAUCAAUGUCGAUUUCAGUGAGAGUAAGGUUUCAAACUUCCAUGGAAAGUUGAACCAUUACAUGAGAAAGCAUGGCGAUACUGAUUGUCCAGACAUUGAAAUUCCCACCACACCAGUAUAUGAGGAUCACACCAAACUGGAUGGUGUUGAAGGCACAAAGGCUGUGAAGGGCAUAGCCAUGCCCACUGCUGACCUCAUCACUACAAAGGCUGUAGCCAUGCCCACUGCUGACCUCAUUAUUAGUGAUGUGAGUGAACAGCUGAACCAUGAAUCGCCCACAACAUCAUCACCAGAUAGUUCUGUUUGUGAAGUCACAGAGGAAAUGGAGAUCACAACGGGUGGAUAUUCUAGUCCUGAUGAGGAAAUAGUAUCUUCUCCUGGAGUAGAAACACCUACUUUAUCACUGAAAGAUAAAUUAAUAAUAGCAGAUGUUCAAACUGACACCAAACACACUGUGACUGACAGCCUGAACUGUGUGGAUGAGAAAGUGGACCCCUCAACAGAGUCCAACCCAGCAAGUGGAGAAGGAUUCACAGAUGGCCAUCCUAGUAAGACCGACUGUACAGAUGAGAUUGCUUUGGCUGAAGCUGUCAUUGACCUGGCCAUACAGGCUUUACAGAGUCGGGACUGCUGGGUGACCAGAGAUAGAGUGGUCAGUCUAACUAAACACCUGGCUGGUACUGCCCUUCACAGGUUUCUGAUGAUGGAGUUGGAUACCCUGACAUCUGAGAAGAUGUGCGUGUUCUACAUCAGAAAGCUUCGUGAAACGCUCUGGCCCAAUGGACAGUUGUCCAUGGAGGGAAGGAUGGUCAAAACUGACAAACAGAAAGCAGCCACCAAGGAGCAGGCUAGGAGGUGCUUGGCAGAGUUCUUUCCAGACAUUCUGAAACAGCUUGUAGGAUCGGAGGAUUACCAAUUCAGUAUGGACGAGAUCAUAGAGUCUAUGGAACACCAGAAACUGAACAGGAAUUUUAUGUGUACACUCCUUGAUCAUCUCAUUGAAAAGCUGUUUCCCGAGACUUCCUUGACAGAAUACCAGGAAAAUCUGUUAAAAUGACAAAUAUCAAUGACAAAAAUCAAUAGAUACGUGUUUCAUGGGAAAGUGCAAUAUAAUUUAAAUAGAUUUGAAAUGUAAAAAUGUUUUGUGGGUAAACUGCCCUAUCAUUAUACAAAUAACUUAAAUCUAGAAGUGUUGUAAAUCUAUCAAACAUGUAUUUUAUCUUGGAGGUACUUAAGUAAGCGUGUAAGGGAUGUUACAUAGUUUUAAAAACUUAUGGUAGUGUUUUCACUAUUUACUAGUAUUAAUGAUGUCUUGAGAUAAAUUUGGGUAGAUAAUUGAACCAUUCCAUCAAUAAGGGUAAGAUUCCAUUUUGACAUCAUCAAAUUUAAAUGUCAUGCUAUAGACAUCAUUGAUUUUUUUGGACCCUAUUUAACUUUGGGUUCACAAGAUACUUCAAAAUGAAUUUAAAACAUUUUUAUUGAGAAACAAGAAAUUUUACAGGUAGAAAGAAACAUGAUUUAACGUGUGUUGUACAUAUGGAUACUUAAGUGUUCAUGGCGAUACAUAAUGUAUGUAGUUCUCAUGUAAAAAAUCCUUUACAUAUUUAUUUAAACAUGUACUCUCAGUGUCAUUCCAGUAUAAGUAUUUAUAAAUACAUGUAUAUAGGUUUUACUACAAGCAGUUGUGCUAGGGAAAACACGGCCUUGUUGAUUUGGGUAUGUUUCUUUUUCAAUUAUCAAGCUCUAUGGGUUUUAAAUUAUUGUACAGGGUCUUCUUAGAUUUAAAAAAGUGCUUAAAAAGACCUAGCAUUGUAAAAUUAUUAAAUCAUAAAAUGACCAAAUGCCAGGCAAUUUAGCAGCUAUAAUUAAGUGGAAACAUUACUCACAGUUAUAGUAAAACACUUCUUGCCUUUUCAUUAUUUACAUUUCUUAUUAACAGGGUUUUGUCAUGUGACCAAUUUUAUUAGGAACCAAGUUCUAUUUCAUGUGCAUAUGUCUAUAUCUAUAUAUAUUGUUCUUAUGCUUAUUUUUGAUGAAGAUAGAUGCAGAGAUAUGUCUAUAUUUCCCAUUAAAAGCAUUCCCUUUUGAUUGAUACAAUCUUAGAUUAUGAUAUCAUCAUACAAGUACUUGUAUGCUUGUUACAGAUAGUUCACUGACAAAGUAAUCCAAUUAUUGACUAGACUUUCACUGUUAUCUCUGUCCAAGUCCGGUUUGUGAUAGAAAUAUUUUCCAAUAUUUUUAAGUUGGUUACUUUGAAGUUUAUCAAAUCAAUAUGGCUGAGAAAAUCGAUAUCAGAUUUGUUGAAACAGGUGCUGAAUCUUAAUUGUUUUGCUCAAAUGACAAACAGUGAAAGCAAUCUUCCUAUUCAGGGAAAUUAAACUAAACCUGUAAUUAGAUUCCAUUGAUGUCUUUUCUGAACUGAAAUAUUGGCCCUGAUGCCACUUUACUGUGAUUGCGGGGAAUGUGGUUAUUGUCUGCAAUAGUUUGAUUGUCACAGGCUCCACGGUCCACUGCACGUCAGUGUGGAUAAGGGGAGAUAAUCUAGCUGAUCCUAACACUGUCCAGUACACAAACAGUCAAUACUCUCACACAUUUACAAAGGGAUUACACUGGUAGAACUAUUCCUAACUCUAUUUCACAGAUGUAUCCAUUACCAUAGAUAUACUACAAACUCAUUAGUGUCUCCCAUAUCAGCUGAAUUAACAUCUUCAUGAUCUGUAUUCAAACCUUGUAUCUACAUACCGGGUAAAUAGACAUUGAUACCAUUAAUGAUUUUUGUGUAAUUUCGUGUUGGUGUAGUAACUAGAAAUGUAUCACUGCCUUGCCUACCAACUACUGCUGCCUUACCCACCGAACACAAAGUGUUACAGUCACCCCUACAGUAUACCAUACCUAACAUACAGAGCUAUCAUCUGUAGUACCAUUCUGGUUUUUAUAUUUCAUUAUGUAAAGCAGCUAGAGUUAAAAGUGAUAGGUAAUGCUACAGUUAGUUCAUAAGUGUGAAAUUAAAUACUAGGAAUCAUUUGUAAUUUGCAACACUACCAAUCAUCAUAUUUAUGCGAGUACAUUUUACUAGUAUCGGGUAUGUGUGCAACAUUUUUUAAUCUAAAUAUUUAUUGUUUAUGUUGGCAGGCUAUUUGCAUUAGGAAUGAAACUAUGUAAAUGUAUGAAAAUAAUAUCUCUUUUGAGGUUCAAAAAGUUCCGAUUAUAAAUUCUGGAAAAGUGUUUGGGUGUAUAAGGUGGCAGUACCCAAAUCAGAUCAGUACCAAAAUUGGAUCACUUUUUGCAAAAAUACUUAUAAAUCAAUAAAUG